This is a messenger RNA of Leptopilina heterotoma, 4038 nucleotides long. Its product is annotated as peroxidasin homolog. Lineage: Eukaryota; Metazoa; Arthropoda; Insecta; Hymenoptera; Figitidae. Bases 629 to 2641 code for a protein of 670 amino acids. Gene Ontology annotation, molecular function: heme binding; peroxidase activity. The record is from RefSeq and is a predicted model, not a curated record. The transcript has 9 exons. Gene Ontology annotation, biological process: response to oxidative stress.
AAUGCUUAUUUUCAAUCGAAAGAGCAUGAAAAAACCUUUCCAAAAUGUACCUUGCCAAAUUUUUAUGUUUAAUAGUUUAAGAGUAAAAAAUUAUCGAAAUAAGCAUUACACCGUAAGACACCUGGAUCACUUGACAUGGAAUGCCUCAUAUAUAGACAAAAGUCUGAUUUUAUUAAUAAGGACUGUAGAAAGCUUGGAGCACGGGCGUGAUUCUUAUUUCAACAUCAAGAGUGUUGUUAAAUUAAUAAGCAAUAGAUUUUACACCAUUUAAGGGCGCCACUGUCUAUAUGCUCAUUAACCACUAUGUUAAAAUAACAGGCAACAAAAACAACACCACUUUUCUUCUGUGUUUAGUAAUUCGACCAUGUACCUGUAAAGAGAUAUAAAUAGUGUAGCGGACGGAUUGAUUUAUUGAAAUGAUUGAAUCGAAAUUAGCACUCGUGAGAGUAGAACAGGUAGUGGUUUGUUUAAGAGGCGAAAAUGGAUGGAGUGUCAUUUGUAUUAAAAGGGGGGAAAAUAACAAUCGUGAUAUAGAACCUUGGGAAACACUACAUGAACACUGACGUGAUGUUGUGGCAGGUUCUUAGGCCUAUUUGCAUUCGCGCAAUGUACAAUUUUACCAACCAGAAUGGUGCAGGAUCUUGGUCGAAGGGCCAACGCAUCGAUGGAAAAAUAUUACCAACAAGAACAGGCAAUUAUCGAUUCUCGAAUUCACUUGACUCAAGGUUCACCGUCGUGGUACCUGGCUGCUUCCCACGAGAUGAGUCCAGCUUCCCAGAAUCUUUCAAAGAGAGCCCUUAGGAUGGAGACCAUGGCAUUGAUGCUCGUUGAAUUACUCAAAAUGACUCCUGAGGAUGCUGUAACUCUUCUUCCUUCGGUGGGAAUCAAUGUAUGUAGUGGAAACGUGGCGAAUAGUUUACGCAUGGUCGCGGAAUGUAAAAAAGUUGAUCCCAGCUAUAGAACACACACAGGAAGAUGCAACAAUGCCCUGCAUCCUUCUUGGGGUGGUGCUCUUGAAUCCUAUACAAGAUUCCUGGCUCCAGAGUACGAGGACGGUGUGUCUCUACCAAAAUCACACCUCCCCAGUGCCCGGGAAGUUUCUACUAAAGUGCAUUCGGGUGGGCCCGAUCUGAAGCAUCCUUAUCUCAUGGCACUCACAGCCAUGUUUGGCCAAUUUAUUGCCCAUGACUUGGCACACACUCCACGAAUGGAGCUGCCGAAUGGCGAGAGACUGAAAUGUUGCGAUGUUGAAUUCGAGAAUUUCCAUCCGGAAUGCUUUCCAAUCCAGGCUGAAAAUGCAAUUGGAUGCAUGGAAUAUACCAGGUCAGCUCCUCAUCCAGGAAGUACGCUUGAGGGAUGUAAAUUAGGACCAAGGCAACAGAUAAAUCAAGCGUCGUCUUAUCUUGAUUUAUCAACAAUUUAUGGAAGCUCAGAGGAGACUUCGAAUGUCCUUAGAGCAAGAACUGGGGGAUUAUUGAAUACGCAGAGAAAAAAUUUACCAAUGGCAUCGAAGGACUCAUUAAAUUGUCGAAGUCAAAGUAAAGCCUUACCAUGUUUUUUCAGCGGUGAUUCAAGAAUUAAUGAGCAUCCUGGAUUGGCAUUAAUGCACGUUCUUUUUCUUCGUGAGCACAAUCGAAUAGCACAGAAACUUGAAAAAAUUAAUCCACAUUGGGACGAUGAGAAACUUUAUCAGGAAACGAGAAAAAUUGUCAUUGCCGAAAUGCAACAUGUGACUUACAAUGAAUUUCUUCCUGUCAUCAUGGGCGAGAGUCUUCUAGAUAAAUUCGACUUGCGUUUAACUCCAGGAGGAUACUUUCGUGGAUAUGAUUUUCGCGUGGACGGCACAAUGACGAAUGCAGCUUCUUCGGCAGGAUUUUCAUUUUUUGUUGCAUUGACACCAAAGACUCUUGAUCUUGUUGACUCACGAUCUGCUCAGAAGUCCGGUGAACGAUCGCUUCUUUCUGCUUUUUAUGCACCACAAGAGCUUUACGAGGCUGGAGCAAUUGAUCGAUUAAUCGCUGGAGCAACUGCGGGACAUUCCAGAAAGCCAUUUCCGCCAGGAAUAAAUGAGAUUCUUUUGGAUCGAUAUUUUCACGAUGGAAAGACAAAUGAUGUUGCUGUUGACUAUGCUGCUCAAAUGAUUCAACAAGGCAGAGAUCAUGGCUUGGCAUCUUAUACCAAAUGGAGAUCAUUCUGCGAUCUUCCAAAUGUCGAUGAGUUCUUCGAUCUUAAAGGAACAAUGUUAUUAGAAACUAUUGAUAGAUUACAACGAGUUUAUAGCAAGGUGGAAGACGUGGAUUUGGUAACUGGGGCACUUUCUGAAUUACCUAUAGAAGGUUCAGUUCUGGGUCCAACCUUCCUCUGCUUAUUGGGCAGAACUUUCAGAAAUGCACGUCUAGGGGACAGAUACUGGUAUGAAAAUGAACACACUCCAGGUUCCUUCCUACCAAAGCAAGUAGAGGAAAUUAAAAAAACCACAAUGGCGAGAUUAUUAUGUGAUAAUGGUGACAGAUUACAACGAGUUCAACCUAGAGCUUUUAUUUUAAAGGAUCCAUUCCUAAACGAGAUGAGUGACUGCUCAAUUUAUGAAUCCAAUGAUUUAAAUUUGAUUCACUGGCAAGAGAGAGAAACGUCGAUUUAGGUAUUCACAAGUUUCCAGGUAAAUAAAUUGCCUGAUUGCAGAUUGAAGUGCCAACAAAUAUUUAAGUCAUGAGAUGAGACAUCAAGAAAAAACGUUUAAGAUAACAUUCUAAUCAGAAUCAGAUUCAAACACUUUUCGUGAGCAUGUUAUUUUGCUUUUACUGUUAUAAAUGAAGUGUUAAAAUAUUUCAAAGUACGGAAUAGAGUGAAAAAGUGUCCCAACUUCGUGUAAAAAAUUUUGAAGCAAAGCAGAUAUAUAUAGGAUAAAGGAAUCAAUAAUCGAGAAAGAAGUAUUUUUAGAUUAUUCUAAUGUUUAUCAAGUGUGCACUGCAAAGCACUGGAUGACAUUAUGAUCGACAAAUGGAUACGUCUCGGAAAUUGGUUCCUUCAUAUUAUUUCAUAAAACUAUAUUUUUGAUUAAACUUUUUUUUUACAUAAGCAAUGUUUUAACUGAUGUAAAUUAUUAUAAUUAGACAAUCUCCUAUAUUUAAUAUUGAAUAUUAUUUAAUAGAAUGUAUAUAUAAUUCAAAAUAACUUAUAAAUUUAUUAUAUAUUGAAUGUAUCAUACUUUAUUAAAUUAAUGUUAGAUUUAUGAUUAAGUCUAAAGUAAGCGCCUUAACCAUUUUAAGAUUACAAAUUUGUUGUUAUUAUUAACUCUUUAAGGUGCGUUUAAUUAUUCUUCGGGUGUUUUUUGUAAAACAUGUCAAUGACGGCACUAAUGUUAUAUAAUUAAUGUAGUAUUAUUAUAUUUAUUAAUGUUAAUAGGAAAAUAAAUUAAAUAUUGUUUAUUAUUAUCUUUUAAAGUUUUUAUAUGUGGUGGUAACUUAAGUGGAAUAUGGUUUAGUGUGAAAACCGUAUUAGGAGGUUACGGUGAAUACAUUUUGCUUAUUGUGAAUACAUGUUUUAAAACUUUUGAAUUAAAGAUUUCUAAGCAAAGUUCAUAAUAUUUAUGAAGAGCGUAAGUGACAUGCAGUAUAAAAAUGCCUAUUGCGAGAAGAAAAUACGACAUUUUGAGAAAAUAUUAGAAAACGAAAUGUGACAGGUAGAUUGUAAAAUGUUGAUCGAUUACCAUAUACUUUACUGUGCUUAAAACAUAUUAUAGAUUAGAAGUAUAUGGUAAUUACCAUAUACUUAAUUAAUCGAUCAACAUUUUACAGUCUACCUGUCACAUGUCGUUUUCUAAUAUUUUCACAAAAUUUCGUAUUUCCUUCUCGCAAUCGACAUUUUUAUACUUCAGGGCACUCAUGCUAUUCAUAAAUAUUCUCAACUUUGUUUAGAAAUCUUUAAAUCAAAAGCUUUAAAAAAAUGUAUUCACCGUAACCUCCUAAUAAGGUUUUCACACGAAACCGUAUUCAGCCUAAGUUACCACCAAUACUAUCUACUAUUCUAAAUAUUUUU